GCCCUACCUGCAGAGAAACAAAGAGCAACUGAUAUGUGUGAGAAAUAGCCUGCUCUCUUGAAUCCAAGAUGUCAAAGCGACCCUCCUACGCCCCUCCACCUCCCCCUGCCCCAACCACACAAAUGCCUUCCACCCCAGGGUUUGUGGGCUACAAUCCUUACAGCCAUCUGGCCUACAACAACCUCCGCCUGGGAGGGAGCUCCGGAGGCUCCAGCAGGAACUCCUCAGGCAUCACCGUCCCAAAGCCUCCCAAACCUCCAGACAAGCCACUGAUGCCUUACAUGCGGUACAGCCGGAAGGUAAGCAGGAAGGUAUGGGACCAAGUGAAGGCAUCCAACCCAGACCUGAAGCUGUGGGAGAUUGGAAAGAUUAUCGGAGGGAUGUGGCGGGACCUGACUGAUGAGGAGAAACAGGACUACCUGAAUGAGUAUGAAGCUGAGAAGAUCGAGUAUAACGAUUCUUUAAAGGCGUACCACAACUCACCAGCCUAUUUGGCCUACGUCAACGCUAAGAAUCGAGCUGAGGCCGCCAUGGAGGAGGAGAGCAGACAGAGGCAGAGUCGUAUGGACAAAGGAGAGCCAUACAUGAGCAUUCAGCCCGCUGAAGACCCUGAUGACUAUGAUGACGGUUUUUCAGUGAAGCACACAGCAGCUGCUCGCUUCCAGAGGAACCACCGGCUAAUCAGUGACAUACUCAGUGAGAUUGUGGUGCCUGAUGUCCGUUCGGUGGUCACCACAGCCCGCAUGCAGGUCCUGAAGAGGCAGGUGCAGUCUCUCAUGGUGCACCAGAGGAAACUGGAGGCAGAGCUUCUGCAGAUUGAAGAUCGCCACCAAGACAAGAAAAGACGCUUCCUGGAGACCACCGACUCAUUCAACACUGAACUCAAGCGGCUGUGCAGUCAGAAGGUUGAAGUGGACAUGGAGAAGCUGGCAGCAGAGAUGGCUGCAGCUGAAGAGGCAGCCAGGCGUCGGGCGGAGGAGAGGGAGCGUGAGGCAGCCGAGCAGGCAGAGAAGGCUGCUCAGCAGGCUCAACAACAGCAGGAGGCUGCAGCAAACAAAGCUGCUGAGCAGAGCAGUGCUAAUGCUAGCAGCACAGCUAACACAACCUCGGGGACCAAGGAGGAGGACAAGCUCACACCGAUGGAGACAGAUGAGGCAACGCCUGCAGAGUCUUCCUCAGAUCCCCAGAGUGCUCCACCUCCUUCAGACCGCCCCUCCUCUGCCUCUGAUAAAGCAACCCCUCCCCCUGAGCCCCCCAGGGAGAGUAGCACUCCUAGCAGCAGUGCCCCCAGUGAUGACAGCAGCAGCAGCAGCAUGCCCCCUCCUUCCUCUGAUGGCACUCCCGGUGCAGCAGCCCCUGAUCUCCCAGCAGCCCCAGAAGCCAACUCCAGUGCAACUAAUCCUGAUGUGGCUGCAGCACCUCCGCCUCCCCCUGCCUCAGAAGAUGCAGCCCCUCCUCCACCACCACCACCACCACUGCUAUCCCCCAGCCAGAGCAGUCAACAGUAUGAUAUGUAAUAGUCAGUCAGAUCUACAGUGGUAGCUGUACAGUCCUCUGUGUUCUUUAGCUCUCCUGAGUUGAGAGUAGGUGAAGAAGACAUGGGACUGGUAUGGUGACUAUCAUUACAGUUAUAAAUGAGAAGCAGUGAAUGGUUGAGGAUCAGAGGUUCAAUAAUUAAUAUGUCUUUGAUAUAAGAGUGAUGUAGGCUUUUCAUCAGCCAGCCUCAUGUAGCUGGACCAAACAACGAUCAGGAUUUCACUUAAUGUUUCCUUUUUGAAGUCUACUGCCUGGUUUGAUGAUGUGAGUGACUGGAUUGAUAUAUCGCCAAAGAGUACAAUAGCCGACCUGAUGCAGUUUGUGCUCCAGUCACAGCACAAUCCUCUCAUGUCACAGGGUGGACUUUUUAGGAUGACCACAUACAUCCUUCAAACAGGAUGCAGGUGCAGUGGGGUAUAAGUAUAAAUAGUCAGCAGUGACCCAUCUGGCUGCUUGGGUGUCUAACUCAACACUUUACAUCACUAACUGCCGUCUGUUAUCUUCCAAAUCCAUUUGCAGUCAGCCGGAACAUUAACUUCAUUGGCAAUAAAGUU
Messenger RNA from Acanthopagrus latus (yellowfin seabream), 2090 nucleotides. Its product is annotated as SWI/SNF-related matrix-associated actin-dependent regulator of chromatin subfamily E member 1-like. Gene Ontology annotation, biological process: negative regulation of DNA-templated transcription. Gene Ontology annotation, cellular component: SWI/SNF complex. The coding region runs from base 69 to 1517 and encodes 482 amino acids. Lineage: Eukaryota; Metazoa; Chordata; Actinopteri; Spariformes; Sparidae. The transcript has 11 exons. The record is from RefSeq and is a predicted model, not a curated record. Gene Ontology annotation, molecular function: nucleosomal DNA binding; nuclear receptor binding.